Molecule: messenger RNA, 990 nt
Organism: Agrilus planipennis (emerald ash borer)
Lineage: Eukaryota; Metazoa; Arthropoda; Insecta; Coleoptera; Buprestidae
Product: guanine nucleotide-binding protein G(o) subunit alpha-like
Exons: 3
Coding region: 574-975 (133 amino acids)
Biological process (GO): adenylate cyclase-modulating G protein-coupled receptor signaling pathway
Cellular component (GO): heterotrimeric G-protein complex
Molecular function (GO): guanyl nucleotide binding; G-protein beta/gamma-subunit complex binding; GTPase activity
Source: RefSeq, a predicted model, not a curated record
GCUAACUUCGCCGAGGAUUUCCACCAUGUAGUAAAGCAAGUUUAUUUUGCAUUUCGACGCUUUCUCGAUUUUAAUUCGUUUCCAUCUUCGUAUCUGUUGUUUGUGGUUCGACCAAAUGCGCGUCUGCAGCGUCGCGUACGCGUCUCGGGUGGGUCGCGCACGCGCGGCAUCGCGACGCCUGGCAUCGAACGAGUGCGUGCGUGAAUAUCGGGCGACGACAGCGACUCCCGCGACCCUGCCCGACGUCGUCGAUCGCCGAUUUCCACGUCCCCCAUCGUGCAAAAAGCAACAGGAUCGACUAGUUAAGAAAACGCGUAUUGAAAAUAGGACAUUAAAAAGUAACAGGUGGCAAUCUAUGGUGAAACAUAAAGGGAUGCCGGCUGAUACGUGUUUUCGCGGGGUGGUUUCGACCCUGGCGUACAGGUGUUAGUGGUUGCGAAUAGGUCGCGUAUUUUAGGGCGGUUAGUUGUUACUUAAAAGGUGGCGGCCGUUAGGAAGCUGCCCCGUCAAUUUUCGUGCGUAGGGUGGUUUGGGAAAGCCGGCACGACGUUUUGUACGGAGGGCGUGUGCAGAAUGGGGUGCACUUCUUCAGCGGAGGAGCGCGCCGCGUUGGCAAGGAGCAAGCAAAUCGAAAAGAACCUCAAAGAGGAUGGUAUCCAGGCUGCCAAGGAUAUCAAGCUGCUCCUGUUGGGUGCCGGCGAAUCAGGGAAAAGCACGAUAGUCAAACAAAUGAAAAUUAUUCACGAAAGUGGGUUUACAAGUGAAGACUUCAAACAAUAUAGACCGGUAGUUUACAGCAACACGAUACAAUCGUUAGUAGCCAUUCUAAGGGCGAUGCCGAAUCUUGGCAUUACCUACGGAAACAAUGAGAGAGAGGUAAGCAUAUUCUUCCGCUCAGUGAACCGGAUAGAAGGGCACAAAACACCUUCAUUAGCGAAACAGAGUGUUCAACUAGGUAUGUCCCAGAUAUUUUAAACAAAACCUUUUGAA